Molecule: messenger RNA, 1352 nt
Organism: Andrographis paniculata
Lineage: Eukaryota; Viridiplantae; Streptophyta; Magnoliopsida; Lamiales; Acanthaceae
Product: palmitoyl-monogalactosyldiacylglycerol delta-7 desaturase, chloroplastic-like
Exons: 5
Coding region: 143-1246 (367 amino acids)
Biological process (GO): lipid metabolic process
Cellular component (GO): endoplasmic reticulum membrane
Molecular function (GO): oxidoreductase activity, acting on paired donors, with oxidation of a pair of donors resulting in the reduction of molecular oxygen to two molecules of water
Source: RefSeq, a predicted model, not a curated record
AACCCUAAACCCUGUUUACCUUAUCCAGUGCAGCCCCACGCCACGCCACGUAACCUUCAAAUCUCCGCCACAAUCAUCCACCUUCCAUGCCAUCCAACCUCAGUGCCAACAAAAAUCCCACCACCAUUCUAAAAAUUCAAAAAUGGCUCUGUUCUUGGCGCCACCGCCGCCGAACCCUAAAUACCCAAAUCCAAACCCUAACCCAAACCCCCAAACAAAAUCAAUCACGCACAAUCACAGGAUUUUAAUCCACCACGCAUCCACCGCAAAAUCGACGGGAAUCCGCUGCUUGAGAAAAAUCGUAAACGCCACGCCGCCGUCGAUUGCGGAAGCAGACGGAAGGGAUUCGAACUCCGGCGACCGGAUUCCGCUCUCCGACGUGGCGGUAAUUCGGCGACCGAACGUCUUCCGCCGCGGCCGGAAGUGGAAUUCCCUCGACGUGGCGACGGUUGCCGUCGUCGUCGCUAUGCAUACGCUCUGCCUCUUCGCUCCUUUCACCUUCAAUUGGAGCGCCAUUGCCGUCGCUGCUGCUCUGUAUCUCAUCACCGGCCUCUUCGGAAUCACUCUCUCCUUCCAUAGAAACCUCUCCCACAGAAGCUUCAAAAUCCCCAAAUUUCUAGAAUACCUUUUCGCUUACUGCGGCGUUCAAGCCCUUCAGGGGAAUCCAAUGGAUUGGGUGAGCACACACAGAUAUCAUCAUCAAUUCUGCGAUACAGAGAAGGAUCCACACAGUCCAAAGGAGGGAUUCUGGUUCAGUCACAUGAGUUGGCUUUUCGACACCAACACUGUUCUUGAAAGAUGUGGGAAUUCGAGCAAUGUUGGUGAUUUAGAGAGGCAGCCAUUUUACAGGUUUUUGAAAAGCACUUACAUAGUUCAUCCAAUGGCUCUUGCAGCAUUGCUUUAUGCAAUUGGAGGGUUUCCUUACAUUGUUUGGGGAAUGGGUGUGAGGAUCGUGUGGGUGUACCACAUAACUUGGUUUGUGAACUCGGCGUGCCAUGUCUGGGGACGACAACCUUGGAACACCGGGGACCUUUCGCGCAACAACUGGUGGGUGGGUUUGCUUGCAUUUGGGGAAGGAUGGCACAACAACCACCAUGCCUUCGAAUACUCGGCAAGACAUGGACUGGAAUGGUGGCAGAUCGACGUCACUUGGUACGUCAUCAGACUUCUAGAAGCCGCCGGAAUAGCCACCGACGUCAAGCUUCCCACCGCCGCCCACCGCCGGCAAAAGCUCCGUAUGCUUUAACAGUCGUUUAACUUAGAAGUCUCGUACUCAUUUUGCAAUUUAAUCCGAUUUAAUGAUCCCACAAUUACAAUUUCACUUCAUAAUAUUUGGUAAAUAAUUAAUAUAA